Molecule: messenger RNA, 1613 nt
Organism: Microplitis demolitor
Lineage: Eukaryota; Metazoa; Arthropoda; Insecta; Hymenoptera; Braconidae
Product: mitochondrial basic amino acids transporter
Exons: 4
Coding region: 567-1613 (348 amino acids)
Biological process (GO): mitochondrial L-ornithine transmembrane transport
Cellular component (GO): mitochondrion
Molecular function (GO): high-affinity L-arginine transmembrane transporter activity
Source: RefSeq, a predicted model, not a curated record
UUGGGGCUGGCCCGCAGGGUCAACCGACGCCCAGAUUUUUUUUUCUAUUUCCGAUAUUCAAUAGUAAAAACUGUAACCUACAUAGUAAAUUUUAAAAUAAGACAUUUGAAAAUUCAUGUUCAUAAUAAAAGUCUAGUCCACGAUUACGAUGUUAACAUUGUAAAUUAUAAUGGAGUUUUUCUUUCCGUGUAUCUUUGUUAAAGCCGCAAGAUCCUCUUCUUAAAAGAAAAAAAAAACUAUUCCUUUUAUUAUUAAUACACAUAAAUAAUAAAUGUUUUGCUUGCACCAUUGAACUCUCGACCCUCUUUUGAAUAAAAAAGUCUCCCUAUCUCCAUCACCACUCUGCCUAUUAUCAUUAUCACCAGAAUUUUAUUAAAACCCAUUAAUAAUAUGAAAUGACGAUAAUAUAUUUCAAAUCAGUAACAUAAGUUUUGUUCAGUAAGUCUCGAUGUCUCUCGAAACAUCCAUAUAUUAUUUUAUCAUACUUAAUUAUUACCAAAAGUAAUUGAAAUUUCUGAAUUGUGCUUUGAUAAAAUAAACGAAAAAAAUUUGCUGAUAUCAAUGCGAUGACCGAUUUCGUCGCCGGCUGUAUUGGAGGGUGUGCGGGUCUUGUUGUUGGAUACCCUCUGGAUACAAUCAAGGUUCAUUUACAAGUUCAAAGUUAUAAUAAUCCAGUUUAUCGAGGAACAUGGCACUGUUUUCAAUCCAUCCUUUACAAAGAAUCGAUCACCGGAUUCUACCGAGGACUGUCUUCACCAUUAGCCGGAGUAGCAGCAAUAAAUGCCAUUUUAUUUGGUGUCUACGCUCAAUGCCAAAAAUUCAUAAUAAAAGACCCCGAAAACCUCAGCUCGCAUUUUUUAGCGGGUGCCAUAGCAGGCCUGGCUCAAUCGCCCGUUACAUCCCCCCUCGAGUUAGCGAAAAUGCGCCUGCAGCUUCAAGAUAGCUCUAAUCCAACUUAUUCAGGCCCGGUAUCAUGUCUCAAAGACAUUUAUCGUAAUCAUGGUAUCCAUGGUAUCUUUCGCGGUUUCUGGAUAACUACUCUCCGAGAUGUCCCCAGCCUGGGUUUCUAUUUCGCUACAUACGAGGCCCUUACCCGGGAUAUUUACAUAAAUUUUAGCUUGACCUCAAACGAUAUCAACGAAAUGAACAAAGAAGCCACAACCCUCCACAUGCUUAUCGCUGGUGGACUUGCUGGCACCGCAUCCUGGAUCUUCACUUAUCCAAUAGACGUUAUCAAGUCACGCAUUCAAGCUGAUCAAAAUGGCCGGUACAAAAACAUUGUCGACUGUUUUAAAAAAUCGCUCAAGGACGACGGGCUACGUUGUCUAUUUCGCGGGCUAAAUUCAACUAUUUUACGUGCUUUUCCCUCUAAUGCCGUAACUUUUACUGUCGUUCAUUGGACUCUCAGGUUAUUUAAUUAUGACGAUAAAAAAAAACAUUUUGAGGUUAGAGACAAUUUUUCAACUAAUGAUCAUAAUAAUAAUAAUAAUAAUAAUCAAUAUCCAUGUAAUACGCUAUUUAAAUUUAAUGUAUUUUCUAAUAGUAUUUUAGAUAAUAAUUUCAAUUUAUGCAAACGUGUUACUAUUUGUCAUGAUAAUUAUUAUUUACAUUAG